UUAUUUUUCCCACAAAAUUGACGCCCAAUAAAACCAUCGGAAACCAAAAGGGAAACACGGACAAAAACGAGAUAAACAACUGGGAACCGAUGUAAUCGGUAAUUUUCGAAAAAAGAACACAAAACAAUCUCCCGAAGAUGGCAGUGGAAGUCGACGAGAAGGACCUGAAAGCCGCCGGCGCCGAGCUAUUGAGCGACAGUGAUCGCCGUGGACUACGUAUCCACGGCUGGGAGAUCUUUUCACUCAAGGGCUCCAUCCUCAACUCCUCCACUCGUCUACAAUGGGAGGAAAAGCUUCAGACAUCUCACUUACCGGAGAUGGUAUUUGGGGACAGCUCUUUAGUUCUUAAGCAUGAGAGUAGUGGCACUAAAAUCUAUUUCAACGCAUUUGAUGCCCUUGCUGGCUGGAAGCAAGAAGCUUUGCCACCGGUUGAAGUUCCUGCAGCAGCAAAAUGGAAAUUCAGAAGCAAACCAUCCCAGCAGGUGAUACUAGAUUAUGACUAUACAUUCACGACACCAUAUUGUGGGAGUGAAACAAUUGAGGCAGGCUCAAAUAAGAAUGGAAGUGGGAAUAUCUCAGAGACAAGCUCAAGCAUCUGUUGGGAGGACUGUGAUGAGCAAAUUGAUGUGGUUUCCUUGGCAUCAAAAGAGCCUAUUCUCUUCUAUGAUGAGGUAGUCUUGUACGAAGAUGAGCUUGCUGAUAAUGGAGUGUCGCUUUUAACUGUGAAAGUGAGAGUCAUGCCUAGUUGUUGGUUUCUUCUUCUGCGAUUCUGGCUUAGAGUUGACGGAGUCUUGAUGAGGUUAAGGGACACUCGCAUGCAUUGCGCUUUUGGAGAUGGCACUAACCCCGUCAUUCUUCGUGAAAGCUGCUGGAGAGAAGCCACUUUUCAGUCUAUCUCUGCUAAAGGGUAUCCUUCCGAUCUUGCAGAAUAUAGUGAUCCAAGCAUCAUCAGCGAGAGGCUUCCUGUUAUCACGCAUAAGACACUAAAGCUUGUUUUCCAUGGUAAUUUGUAAUGCUGUUGGUUGCCUUCCUGCAAAAAGAUUGUGUAUUGUUCACAAGUUGUGGUUAAAGAGAACUCAUAUACUUUCAGGUGGAUUAUAUUACAAAUGCUCUUCUUCUUCUUCUUC
Manihot esculenta (cassava) is the source of this 1127-nucleotide messenger RNA. RefSeq names its product TIP41-like protein. Gene Ontology annotation, biological process: TOR signaling. NCBI's taxonomy places the organism in Eukaryota, Viridiplantae, Streptophyta, Magnoliopsida, Malpighiales, Euphorbiaceae. The record is from RefSeq and is a predicted model, not a curated record. The transcript is spliced from 8 exons. Gene Ontology annotation, cellular component: cytosol. The coding region runs from base 138 to 1013 and encodes 291 amino acids.